Lepidothrix coronata (blue-crowned manakin) is the source of this 524-nucleotide messenger RNA. RefSeq names its product transmembrane protein 138 (gene TMEM138). Gene Ontology annotation, cellular component: cilium. The annotation marks the transcript as partial. NCBI's taxonomy places the organism in Eukaryota, Metazoa, Chordata, Aves, Passeriformes, Pipridae. The transcript has 2 exons. The record is from RefSeq and is a predicted model, not a curated record.
UUUGGGAAGGGGACCCUCCCAAACUGUUCCAGGGGUUAUUCUCAGCUGUCCAUCACCCUCAGAAUCUUUGGGAAGGGGGCUCCCCAAACUGCUCCAGGGGUUAUUCCCGGUUUUCCAUCCCUUCAGAACCUGCGCUGGCGCGACUCCAGCCGCUUCAUCUGGACCGAAGGCCUCCAGACCCUCUUCGUUUUCCAGAGGCUGGCGGCCGUGCUCUACUGCUACUUCUACAAGCGGACAGCCGUGCACCUGGGAGACCCCCUCUUCUACCAGGAUUCCCUCUGGCUCCGCCAGGAAUUUGCCCACUUCCGUGGCUGAUGGAUCCCUGGCAUCCCCUGGAGUCUCCCUGCGCUCCGUGGGAUCAGUCCCGCCUUGUCCUUCCUCCUCUGCCUCCUGGACGCUGGGAGUCAGUGGGAGGCUUGUGGGGUGUCCCUGCAGGAAUGUCCAUCCUGGCACCACGGCCUCGGUUGGGGCUGGAAUAUUUUUGGGAACUGUAAAGGAAUAAAUGGGAUGUGUUUUCCAGCGGC